Messenger RNA from Phodopus roborovskii (desert hamster), 4932 nucleotides. It is a transcript of the gene Usp6nl, whose product is annotated as USP6 N-terminal like. Bases 239 to 2707 code for a protein of 822 amino acids. The record is from RefSeq and is a predicted model, not a curated record. Lineage: Eukaryota; Metazoa; Chordata; Mammalia; Rodentia; Cricetidae. The transcript has 15 exons.
GCGCCGGGGAACUUCCUGGUUCCCGGGCUCGGCUUUGCCGGGAGCCUCCUGGAAGGGAAACAAUGGGGCGGAGGGCACUGCGGUAGCCGCCGCCACCGCGCCGGACCCGCUCGGCCUCCCGCGACUGGCCGCCGCCGGGACCGCCCUGAGAACAGGAUAUGUAUUCCUCUGAGAAAUCCUGGACAGUAGAUUUUGGUCUAAUACUGGAUUGGGACAACACACACAGACUUUUCCAGUCAUGAAUUCGGACCAGGAUGUAGCACUCAAACUUGCUCAGGAACGAGCCGAAAUCGUUGCUAAAUAUGACAGAGGACGAGAAGGUGCAGAAAUUGAGCCUUGGGAAGAUGCUGAUUAUCUUGUUUACAAAGUCACUGACAGAUUUGGCUUUUUACAUGAGGAAGAGCUCCCGAAUCACAAUGCAGCUGUUGACCGGCAAAAGCAACUGGAAAUUGAGAGAACUACCAAAUGGCUGAAAAUGCUGAAAGGAUGGGAAAAAUACAAGAACACUGAGAAGUUUCAUAGACGAAUUUACAAAGGAAUUCCACUCCAGCUCCGAGGUGAAGUCUGGGCUCUUCUUCUUGAGAUCCCUAAAAUGAAAGAAGAAACAAGAGACCUUUAUAGUAAAUUAAAACACAGAGCACGGGGUUGUUCACCUGAUAUCAGACAAAUAGACCUUGACGUGAACCGCACAUUUAGGGACCAUAUUAUGUUUAGAGACAGAUACGGUGUUAAGCAACAAUCCUUAUUCCAUGUUCUUGCGGCAUAUUCUAUCUAUAAUACGGAAGUAGGAUACUGUCAAGGCAUGAGCCAGAUUACAGCCCUGCUCCUCAUGUACAUGAACGAGGAAGAUGCCUUCUGGGCCUUGGUCAAACUCUUCUCAGGCCCCAAACAUGCUAUGCAUGGCUUUUUUGUUCAAGGUUUUCCUAAACUCUUGAGAUUUCAAGAACAUCAUGAAAAAAUUCUGAAUAAAUUUCUGUCCAAACUUAAGCAACACUUGGAUUCUCAAGAAAUCUACACAAGUUUUUAUACAAUGAAAUGGUUUUUUCAGUGUUUUCUUGAUCGAACUCCCUUCACACUGAACCUCAGGAUAUGGGACAUCUAUAUCUUUGAAGGAGAGCGAGUUCUUACUGCCAUGUCUUACACGAUCUUGAAAUUACACAGAAAACAUCUAAUGAAAUUGUCUAUGGAAGAACUUGUAGAAUUUCUUCAGGAGACUCUCGCCAAGAACUUUUUCUUCGAGGAUGAUUUUGUAAUAGAGCAACUUCAGGUUUCUAUGUCAGAACUAAAACGGGCAAAAUUAGAUCUUCCAGAACCUGGUAAGGAGGAUGAAUAUCCAAAGAAACCUUUGGGACAGCUUCCUCCUGAGUGUAAUCCUGCUUGUAUUAAUCAGUUGAGUAACGGACAAAGAAGUGUUGGCAGGCCCAGCCCCCAAAUAAGCAGCAGAAGAGAAAAUGGAUCACCCCAGAAGAAACAUGAACAUUCCCCCGCCCACCAUAGCAGAACUGGUACCCCAGAAAGAGCUGGGCAACCAAGACGCAAGUCAGUGGAUGAGGAUAGUAAAAAUCUGAAGCAUGAGGCAGAUUUUCAGAGAAAACCUUUGUCAGGUCCACAGGACAGUUCUAGGCACUAUAACCAUGCAGCUGCUAACCAAAAUAGCAAUGCAGUUUCAAACAUCAGAAAGGAAUUUAUGCCCAAAUGGAGAAAACCGUCAGAUGCCUCAGCAAUUGAAAGAACUGCUAAAUAUGCCAUUGAAGGCAAAAGUCACUCACUGUACCCCACUCCUGCAGUUGCCAUCCCAAGUUCUGCUGAGACCCGAAUGUCCAACUCAAGGCAGAAGAUGAAGGUUUUUGAUGGCAGUGAUGGGAAGCGGGGCUCUAACGCUUCACAGUAUGACAAUGUGCCUGGAAGCGAAAAUGAAAUUGGGGCAUCUGUGGAAGAGGCACCAGAACGGACACACCCUCACAGUCCAAGGAAGCACGCUGAGCCAAGUUCCAGCCCAUCAAAAGUACCCAACAAGUUCACUUUUAAAGUGCAGCCUCCCAGCCAUGUAAGAUACCCAUCCCAGUUAGAAGGAGAGGAUCACAGGGCUGCAUAUCCACCCUCCUACAGCAAUCCCCCUGUUUACUAUGGAAAUUCUCCAAAACACAUCCCUGUUGCCCACAGCAGCUUUGUGUCCCCACAGAUCAGCCCUGGGACUCAAAUUAAUCCUUCCAGGAGACCAUAUGGUUCUUCUCUUUCAGUUGAUAUUUCUCCAGAGAAACCUUACAGCCGCCCAAUGCCUGUUGUUCUGCCAUCUAGUCAAAUUGAAGUUCUUCCCAUUGACAUUGGUGCCGGGGGAUAUGCUGGCAGUUCAGGAUCACCAAAGAAUGGAAAGUUCAUCCUUCCUCCAGUGGAUUAUUUACCAGAGAGCAGAAAAUGGUCAGAAGUUAGUUAUUCAUACAGGCCUGAGAUGCAUGGACAAUCAUGGACUCGAGAUGCUAGCCGUAGCCACUUCAGCAAUCUAUCAAAAUAUGCACCCUUUCAACAUGUACCUUUUCAGGACCAUGGCCUUCCAGAAGUAUCUGUUGACAGUCCAGUGAGGUAUAAAACUUCACCGGCUGUGGAAGAUGCCAGUCCUCCUGGGUAUCAGUAUACAGGCCCCUCACCUCCAGCACAUCACUACAGAAACAGAGAGGGACUUUCUAUUCAGGAAUCAGUAUUGCUGUGAGAGCUGGGCUGUAUUCAUUGAAGACAAAAUGAUAGAAUCCCUAUGAUAACCACAUUGCUAUGUUUAUAAUUGCCAAAGCAGUAUUUUAUACUAUUGUAAACAACUCAUGCGGUUCCAGUGUGUGUCAGUAAAAGAGUGUGGAAAUGCUUCAUCCCCAUGUAGAUGCUGCUGAAGAUGAGUGUUCAGUUGCAUCGUCACCGAAACUAAUAGGAGAAUAACCUGGAAACAUAGCAAUAGCAUUUAGGGAUGCACACACAGUGAGGUUCUUCAUGUUGUUUCGUUCGAAUCUUUCCUUCAGACCUGGAUGUUUUCACUUUGUGAUACAUUCUCUCCUGACUUCUGUUAGACAGCACUGAGACACCAUAGAGGCGCAUGCUCUGAAGGCUGUCCCUCGUUCUUCAAUAGACAUGACAAGCACCUGUGCACACAGAUGUAGAUCACAGAACUUAGAAAUGCUUUUUAAAACUACCUUUAAUCUAGAUCCAUGAAAUAACCAUGUUGUUUUUUUCCUCCCGCCUUACUUUUCUGCCCUCUCUGCCCAUCAUACUUUAACCUAGGUUAAACUGAAACUGACUUAAAAAAAUUCAUCCUGACUUUAUAAACCCUACAUCUCACAGAAUGUCAUUCUCCUUCAGUUACUGCCAUUUUAUCUCUACCUGAAAAUUAAAGACACUGGGGAGAAAGGAUGACCACUUAAUGGUGCUUAAAAUAUGGGUCAGUUAACUUGAGUGUGUGGCUGUGACGCGGUACUUGCUGUGUCUACCUCCAGCUGCCUCAGUGCCCUGUGCCCUGUGCCCUUGGCUCUGGUCUGGCCCUUGCACAGCAUCGGCCUGCUCCCUGCCAGGUGCAAGGGACUGGCCGCAGAAGGAGUUGGAAGUCACAGACCUUGUAGUACUCUGGGUAGUAGAAGGCUGCCUUUCAAGUUCAUUUGAAAGCAGCAUUAACCAUAAUGCAACUCCGCUCUUGGCUUCAGUUUCACAUACCCCAGGGGAACCAUUCACAUAGCCUUUUUCUGGCACUCAGUCUUUACUGAAUAUCAUGGAUGGAUAUUGCCACACUUACUGGGCCAUUACAUUAUCCUUGUCAAAAUUGUGGAAAAAUACCCUAAUUACUAAUAAGCAUCUAGAAUUUUGAUCUUUAUAAAAAAAAAUACAUAGUAUGUUUCAUAGUUUUUGAGAAAUGUUUCCAUGAAAAAAAUAAUUGAGGUUCAUGGUUAAAAAAAAGAAAAAGUUAAAAUAUGCUAUCAUACACUACUGUUACUAAAUGCUGACAAAAUGCUGGGUUCUCCAAGAGAGGACAUCUGUCUGCGUGGAUGCCCAUUCCAUCGUUACCUUCUUGUAUCUGAAUAUCAGAAAGUCCAACAGAAAGUCCUGCACGUUGGGGAUUUAAGCAUUUGAGGUACAAGAAUCUAUCUUAAGAUGAAAGUAACAUUUGUUUAGCUAGCGAACGUGACAAUAUUUUUUAUGUAUAUAAGGAUUCUAAUGUAAUUUAAUCAAUGUGGUAAUGAUGUUGUUAAGUGUGGAAACAAACGCAGUGUAUUAAAGUUGACACCACACUGAAACUCCAACUCCUGAUAACAUAACCAGGCUCUUGAUUUAGAUCAUGUGGAAGGUGAGAAAUAAAUGUAUGUAGAAAUGUAGUUGAGGAUAUAAUCACAGUUCUUAAAGUAUGACUCUGUGACUUAUAAGGACCAAGCUGUACAAUUUAGUUUGUAAUGGCAGUAUCUGUGCCUCUCCAGAAAGUAUCUAUCAUAGUGGUAUAAAUAAUGUAGAAUAUAUAUAUAUAUAUAUAUGUAUGCAAUAUAUAUAUACACACACUAUUUUCUUAUGUCAUUUAUGGCAUUUUUUAUCUGUAUACUUUUUGAUGUGAUUGUUUUUAACAUGCUAAAAGUAAUACACAUAUUUUGUUCUGUGUCUUCUAUGUGCAGUUCUCAUGUGGCAGGUGCUUUGUCCUGGUGCUUGCAGGGCCAAGCAGAUGUCUUCUGUGCUUACCUGCAGCGUUUCCUAUUUGCUGCGGUCCUCUGCUCUCAUCUCCAGUGAGACCAUGUUUAAAACCACAGCACCUUUCCUUGGUUUAAGUAUUACUAAUGGCAAUAAGGUCUUCCCCACUAGAAAAUGUGUCUCUGUUAGUUUUUUAAGUAGGAAAUUUUAAUUUAAAAUUAUUUGCCACUACAAUUUUAUUAUUUUAAAUUUAUUUUUAAAUAAAAUAAAUGUUAAGAGAAAUAA